CAAAGAUUAUACCAAUACAUCAACAGUUUGUUGUUUUUGUUGGUUCCUGAGAUUUGUUUACACGAGAACACGAGUGAAGAUGCGGGCAACCAGUUGUCUAUUUCGACAGCAUUUAGGAUGGCACUUCAAAAGAAAAUGGAAAAUUCAUGGAGCUAAAGUGAUCAAUAAUACGCCAGCGGAAGAAGUGUUAAUAUCUCUUGGAAAAACUGUUCACAAUCCAGACGAUAUUCUCUACGAAAGGCGGCCGUUUCAGAAAGUAAAUAUAGUUGGUACUCAGGAUUUGGAAGCUCCUCUUGAUGAAAACCACCCAUUGUUCAAGGAGAAACCAUGUCUUGUGUUGGCAGACCACAAUGUAGUUGUUGAAGGGCUUGACCAGAUGAAAGUACUUACAAAGUCAGUGGAAACUGAGGAUGGUCUGCCAUCUAUUGUGGAAAACUUAACACCAAAAGAAAAUUCAGAACUGAAUGAUAAAUUGGUCAAAAGGUGUAUUCUGUCAUCACAUGUGUUUGAUGCCUCUCAGGAAAAGCUGCCUCAUAUACGUGAUCCAAAUCGACCUGCUUUUAAGUUCCCGAGAGUGUAUGGUAUAUCAUACAGUCGUCGAGCGAAGCUGCUGUCAUCUCGACUCUUCCAGUUGUGUGAGUCCUUGGUUCAAGGAUCAGCUACACAGUCCUCAGUGAUUGAAGAUGGAAAGACAACUGUUUUCUUUGACAAGGAGAAUGACCUCAUCCAAUUUGAUUUGACCAUUGAUUUAGCUCAUAUCCGUGCUUCACCACUGAAACCACUGUCUGCUGCAGAUGAUACACUGGGAAUUUCACUUCCUGAUAUCUACCCUUUCUCGAGUACCAUUACUCUUGAGCCAAAUAAUUUCUAUGAGAUAAGGGACCAGACAUUUUUCAACAAAAAUAGACCUUCGCAGUAUGUCAAUACAGCAAUUACUUAUUUUGAUGAAACAAAAGUAUUUAAUCUCUAUGAGACUCCUGUUACUGAGAAGCAAAUACUUGGGCGAACACUUGCAAAGGCAUUUGCAGUUGCAGCAGCUCAAGCUAGACACAGAUUUGGGGGCAAUGUCAAGGACCUACCAGAACCAGUCACCAUACAGUGCAUACAGACAGAUGGAAGGUGGUUCCAUUUUUUAGUGUUCCAGCUCAACACCCUAAAUCUGAAUGGCAAAGAUGGAGUAAAGAAUAUAAUGUGGAAUAUUCCAAGAAUCCAAUUAUUUAAUUCAUGUACUUAUGUCAAAGGUAAACCAACAUUGGAGGGAUAUAAUCCAGAGGUAUUUAAGAGAUUGUUAGGAUUUUAUAAACACAGUCUUCACUAGCAGAAUGUUAUUGUCAACUAUAAAUAAACAAAUUGUAUAGACAAAUCUGAGUAAACUUUUUCUGUUAUACCAACAGUAAUAGUAUUACACCACAUUCAUGUGAUUACAUUCAGUUUUAGAAGCAAUAAAUGAAUUCCCUUUGGUAAACAUUCUUUCAUAAAAAAAACAUCGCAAUAUGUAUGAGAGAAAGUAAUUUGUCACCAAUUAUUUGAUAAAUAGUGUUUACAAGUGGAUGGGACAACUGUUAAGUUAAUGCAAAGUUAUUGAGCCAUUUUGACACAUUACCUGUCUGCGUUUGUCUUGGGCUCUUCGGCUGACAUUUUUUCAACGAUUUUUGGCAUUUCACCAGUACAAGUGGCACUGACAAAGAUUCACCCUCUGUUGCCAGUGGCAGAACAGCACCAGCAAUAGUGGGCGAAUCUUCAACAUUGCCGGCCACUAGUGCCUAAUGAAACAUCAGAAAAAUUGUAAGUGAUAUCAGCCAAAGAUCUCAAGACAAAAGCCAAUUUUACUUACCAUUCAGUUCCUUUUAUACACAUAUCAAAAAAAGUUUCGCAUCACCUGGGUUCUGAGGGUUCUGGAACCUGUACAGAAAAUUGGAAUGGAGAUCAACAUAAACAUCAUUUCUGCCCUUUUUAUUACUCAUGAAAAUCACACAUUGCAGUUUGUACCACCAUACAGUGACACCUUCAGAGGUGGUGGUCAAGAGUGCUGUACACACCGGUACUUCUAAUACCCAGUAGCAUGUCUUCUUUGCCUGUAUUCACCGUGGCAUACUAUUCACAAGUUCAUCAAGGCACUGUUGAUCCAGAUUGUGCCACUCCUCAAUGGCGAUUCGGCGUAUAUCCCUCAGAGUGGUUGGUGGGUCAUGUCGUCCAUAAACAGCCCUUUUCAAUCCAUCUCGGGCAUGUUCGAUAGGGUUCCUGUCUGAAGAACAUGCUGGCCACUCUACUCGAGCGAUAUCAUUAUCCUGAAGGAAGUCAUUCACAAGAUGUGCAGGAUAGGGGUGCGAAUUGUCAUCCAUGUAGAUGAAUGCCUUGCCAAUAUGCUGCUGAUAUGGUUGCACUAUCAGUCAGAGGAUGGCAUUUACGUAUCUAUGUCUUGCAAUUUUUUGUCUUCGUGUUGUUUGUGGACUGUUCAUAUUGCUUUUGUGACUGUUUUCCUGGUAUCUUUGAGAUCUUCCAGGGUCUUUUGAUUUUUGUUGCACAACCAAUUUUGCCAUGCCUGUUGUCUGAGCUUUAUCAGUUGGUCACACUCAUCUUACAUGUUCUUGUUUGUGGUGCUACAGUUUCAGCUGCUUUUAAAAGUCCUGCUUGCAGUUGUUGCCAAUUUUGUGGUUUUAAAAUGUGUGUUUCUUUUGUAAAUUGUUCAUUACCAUUUAUCUUUUGUACAUCAUAUUUACGUUUUGCAGAUUUCUUAGUGAAUUUUCUUUUUUCUGGAAUGACAUCUAGGGAGAAUUUUGUUGGGUAAUGGUCAGAAUCUAGGUCUAGUCCAUUAAGGACUUUAAGUUUCAUGAUUUCUACUGUUUUUAUGCAGGGUAUCAUUACAUGAUCCAAGUUUUCAUUUUCUAGGCUAUUUUCUUGAAAAAUGUUGAUUUGAAAUAUAUUAUAGAUAUAAGCUCCCAGGAAAAGUAUUUACUUUUCUGGGGUCAAACGUAGAAGUUAAUAGUUUGAACCAUUUUUAUUGUAUGGUGCACGUAGUUUUGGAAUACAGUUUCUCAACAAAGACCUGUUUAAAAUGUAGGGAUAACUUUUAUAUGUAUCAUUAGUUCAGUUUGCGUAAAACUACAUGUUUUUAUAUAAAAAAUCUGAAGUUAGAUUUUCAAAAUUAAAAAUGACUUUAAUCCAAUAUGGCAGACCAAAAAUUACGCUUUGACCAACAAAAAGUGUUUUCAUUACUUACGUUUAGUCUCAAAUCCCAAGACCAAUCUUUCCUGUAACUAAUUCUUCCUGGAGAGCAAUUAUCUCUUUCUUCUUGGCGAGGAAUGCCGAUCUAGCUGAGCUGAAUAUGCUGCAUUUGGCAGCCUGCACACAUUGUUUAUAAGCUUUUUUAGCCUGAGAUCAAGAAAGGGUUUAGCAAGGAAAAGAAGAUCAUCUUACAGUAACCUAAUAUACCGAGUACGAUGUGACAGGUGCCUCAUGGAGUGGGUCAUCCAGUUCCAGAUCCCCAGUUGCCCUAAUAAUUAACUUUUCUAGUUUCAGUGAAGUUGAAGACCAGUCAGAUACAGGCCAUCCUUCCACAUCUAACAAUCCCACCUAUACACCAUUAUCAUCUAGUGAAAUGCACGAAGUCGUGCAAAGUGAACUCGGUGAUCCUGUUACAGACUUGGACCUUCCAAAGCAUAAAACUGAAUUGUUUUUCGUUUCAUGGAGUGGAAUCUUCUGGAAUGUACAGUUGAAGAAUGUAAUUUUUUGCCUAUGUCAAAAACACUUGACAGAUUUCCCAGCACAACAAAUGUAAUGCCAUACUCAACAGAUGUUGAAAGUUUGGUGCAAGAAUUCAAUAUCUUAUACGAACAGGACAAUUGGAGACUUUUCAUGGGUAGUUCGAAAACUAGUUUGAAAGCCAUGCCAUUACAUAAUGACAGUGCGCUUCUUUCCAUUCAGUCCUAGGAAAGGAAAGUUACAUCAUGAUGAGACAGAUUUUACAUGGCAUUGAUUAUGAAAAGCAUCAAUGGCUUAUAUGUGCUUAUUUAAAAGUGAUUGGUGAGCGUAUGGGCCUACGAGGUGGGCACACUAUGUACCAUUGUUGCAUUUGUGAGUGGGACAGUUGUGCUAAGGAUUUACAUUACAAACAGAAGGCCAGGGCGCAACAAGAAGCUUUAUUACUUGGCAAGAAAAAUGUCUCAUGGGAACCACUUGUAAAUCCCCAUAAAGUACUGUUACCACCAUUACAUGUGAAACUAGGGUGGAUGAAGUCAAUUGCAAAAGCAGUGAAUAAGAGCUAUGAAUAACUAUUUGAAUACUUGAGAGAAAAUUCCCUGGACUGAGUGUUGAGAAGAUGAAGCAGGGAGUAUUCAUUGCCCCACAAAUACAUAAUAUCCUUGGAAACCUGCAGUUUCAGUUUAUUCUCAGUCCUGAUGACCUAAACACGUGACAAUGCUUUAAGAAAGUUAUGUCAUUUUACUUGGGCGACAGGAGGGCUGUAAAUUACAUUGAACUUGUGAAUGACCUUAUAAUAUAUGCCUAUGAGAAACUGAAAUGUAACAUGUCACUCAAAAAGCACUUCAUUCUUUGACAUGUCAGAUUGUGGGGUGUUUAGUGAUGAACAUGGCGAGAGAUUUCACCAACAAAUCUCUGCAAUGGAACAUCAAGACAAAGCAAAAUUCAGUGCUUCAAUGCUGGCAGAUUUGUACUGAACUGCAGAAAGACUAGCAUCUUACCCAUAAGAGGCAGCCGAAGAGAAAACAUGUAUUGUAAACAAGUUAGCUGUUAACAGUGUAUCUUUAAUUGAACUAAAUUGAGUGUAGGUUUUCAUGUAUUAAUCUAAAACACUUUGAUUUAUUUUUCCCUGUGAUUUGUGAAUAGGUAGACUUUACAAUUUUGCAUUGCUCAUAUAUUUCAGUGACAUAGCCUGCCAAAUAUCUAAAAACAUAGAGCCUAUGAUGUCAUCUAUGGAUUCAGCACCCCUUAAAGUGUAUACAUUCAUUUGGAUAUUAUUCUUAUUAUUAAAAAUUUUGAUUGAAAUAUGAUAAAUAUAUCAGUAUUUCAGUAAAAAUAUACCCUUCAACACCCUGUAUAUAAAAAAAUAGAGCUAUUUUUGAAAAAUGGACUCCAUAUUUGUGACCAGUGUAUCAAAUUAAGCCUGAAACCUUUGUAAAAUAUUUGAUAAGUAAAUGUGUAUUGGGCAAUGCAACACUUCUUAGACUAUGGCCAACUAAAAUAUGUGAAUAACAUAACAGUUCAAGAACUUCCAAACCUGAGGUGAUCUAGAUUUUUAGUUGUCAUUUUCAACUUCAGCACAUUGAAAUCUAUAAAUCAGAGGCAGCCACGAAUUCGGCUUGUAAGCCAUGCACUGUCUCCUGUAGUGCUAAAAAAAAAAUUUCUUUAUUAUUUAUUUUUGGCACACGGAAGACAAUAUAAUUUUAUCUGUUACAAACUGUCGGCAUAUAGACAGAUGCCAACAUUUUCACAGAUUUUAGCUCUCUGGUUGCCGAGUAACUUGGGUUAUUUAGUUUCGUAAUCGAAGGAAGGUCAUUCACCCACAUAUGUUAUUGAAAUGUUGUAUCACUUUUGCAUCCUCAUCUUGGAGAUAUGGAAACUCUACCUGAGGAAAACAAUAUAGAAUCCUGAACAGUUUUAACAUAAAAGGAUUCGUCUUUUAAACAGAAAUUACAUUGCAAAUCAACCAGUUACAUCCACAUGUGCACAGGGACGCUUUCAAUUGAAUCAACAAACUAUCUAAAAAUCAGCUUGAGAACAGAUGUAAGAUUGUCACUGUCUUUAAAAUGUUUAGAGAACUAUCCUUGUAAUUCUUUCAAGGCCACAACUAAUUCUCCAAACGCCACAUUUUCUUUAAUGCCAGUGAGUUUAGGGAAGUGGACUGUUUUUGUCAGAAUUUGCCCCUUCUACAAAUGCAAUAUUCUUUUUAAAUGCAUUCCAAUCAAAUCAUAAAUAAGUUGUUACUCACCAUUCAGUGUCUUAUAGUGGGCAGUGUGCAAUCAAGUCCAUUUAAAAUGUGAGGUCUGCAAUCAAAUUCAGAUGUUCUAAUUUUCCUUCUUGCACUCCUUUUUCUUUCCAAAAUUCAUCAAUAACAGGAUUUAAAUAAAAAAUUCAUUGCAGGCAGGCCCCUUGACCUAACCAACAUAAUUUGCAGUAACAUGUAAGUCUCAAUACGCUUUGUUCAAGUCUAUCAAAAACUGUUGUGUGUGACUUCAGAUAUUGUACUGUUCAUAACAACUAUUUCUUCAUGUGCUCCAUGCCUGCAAAUUUAGCAAAAGUGCUUCUUCAUGUACAGAACAAUGAAUCCCAUCUGUCAGUUAUUGAUUGUAAGUUUAUGCUCUUUCAUUUUCAACUAAAUCUUUAAAUUCUUUGGUAUUAUUAUGUUAUUUUAUAGCAAAUCUGUGGUACCCAUUGAUUAUGCAACUCCAUAAUGGACGCUGAGAAUUCUCUUCUCUCUUUUCUGCCAUUCCCAUUCAUUUUUAAAGGCUUCUGGUGAUAUUUCACUAGACUGCCUCGACCGAGCCAUGUGACGCAGUGGUUAGACACUGGACUCGCAUUCGGGAGGACGACGGUUCAAUCCCGCGUCUGGCCAUCCUGAUUUAGGUUUUCCGUGAUUUCCCUAAAUCGCUCCAGUCAAAUGCCGGGAUGGUUUCUUUCAAAGGGCAUGGUCGACUUCCUUCCCCAUCCUUCCCUAAUUCGAUGAGAUCGAUGACCUCGCUGACUGGUCUUCUUCCCCAAAACAACCCAACCCAAAUAGACUGCCUCUCUUUUUGCCACCAGCCACUGGACCUGGGAACGUCUUUCAUACCACGAACAAAUAGUGAAUGGUAAACAACAGUGACACUGUGAUUCUGUCAAACUGAAGAGAGUUGUGCUGACCAAAAAAUGCCACAUUGCAAUCCUAAAUGAGAUGUUGCACUGUCUGGGGUACUUCCAAGAAGUACCGAGCAAAGCCAAAAUGUGGCAUGCACAUCUGUCUCACAUGAAGUUUGGCUUGCUGUGGCUGGCCCUGAUAUAAAUCAACUAUUUUGUCAUCUAGCAUUAUCCAAGCAAGCAUAAGUUCAUCAUGUUAACUAACACAAUAUUUUUAGUUUUGUUUAUGGAUGUCUUUUUUAGCAGUUUGCUGAAUAACACAGCCAGUCAAAACAUCAUUGUUAAAAACCAAAUAUCUGCAUUGACAAUGUUUACUUUAAGCUUGUGGGAAUUAUUGUGUAUUGCUUAAAUGUGUCACAGCAAUUUAAUUUGUUAAUAAAAAGUUA
This is a messenger RNA of Schistocerca gregaria, 7238 nucleotides long. It is a transcript of the gene mRpL37, whose product is annotated as 39S ribosomal protein L37, mitochondrial. The transcript is spliced from 6 exons. Bases 80 to 1318 code for a protein of 412 amino acids. Gene Ontology annotation, cellular component: mitochondrion; ribosome. Gene Ontology annotation, biological process: translation. Lineage: Eukaryota; Metazoa; Arthropoda; Insecta; Orthoptera; Acrididae. Gene Ontology annotation, molecular function: structural constituent of ribosome. The record is from RefSeq and is a predicted model, not a curated record.